UGUAUCGCUUUAUAUGGGGGCGGCGCGGCGCGGCGGGGGCGGCGGCGGCGGAGGAGCGGGGCCCUGAACGCGGAGCCGGGGCCAUGGCGGGGCCGGCCUGACCCGACCCGACCCGCUCUCGCCGCCGCGAUGUUACCGAGCCAAGCCGGGGCCGGGAACGGCACCACCGCUGCCGCCGCUGCUGCUGCUGCUGCCGCCGCCGCCGCCGCGCUGGCCCGCGGCUCGGGUUUGGGCCGGUCACCGGUGCCACAGCGCGGGGCGAACGGUGGUGGGGUGGUGGCGGCGGCGGCGGCGGGGCCGCCCGGGGGUCGCCUGGAGCGGGAAGCGUUGUACAGCGGCAGCGAGGGAGACUCGGAGUCGGCCGAGGAGGAGGAGCUGGGCGGCGAGAGGCGCGGCGUUAAGCGUGGCCUGGCCGAAGCGGCGGCGGCGGCGGCGGGGCCCGCGGCGGGAGCGGCGGCGGCGGCCGCUUACAGCGGCGGCGGCGGCGGCGGUGGUGGCGGAGGUGGUGGUGGGGGUGGCGGGGCGGUGAGCGGUGCCAAACCCGGUAAGAAGACGCGGGGCCGGGUGAAGAUCAAGAUGGAGUUCAUCGACAACAAGCUGCGGCGUUACACCACCUUUAGCAAGAGGAAAACCGGCAUCAUGAAGAAGGCCUACGAGCUCUCCACGCUGACCGGCACUCAAGUCCUGCUGCUGGUGGCCAGCGAGACGGGCCACGUGUACACGUUUGCCACGCGGAAGCUGCAGCCCAUGAUCACCAGCGAGACGGGGAAGGCGUUGAUCCAAACGUGCCUCAACUCCCCAGACUCGCCGCCGCGCUCGGACCCCACCACUGACCAGCGCAUGAGUGCCACGGGCUUUGAGGAGACAGACCUCACCUACCAGGUGUCCGAGUCGGACAGCAGCGGGGAGACCAAGGACGCCCUGAAACCAGCGUUCACUGUCACCAACCUGCCGGGGACAACGUCUACCAUCCAGACAGCCCCCACCACCUCGACCUCCAUGCAGGUCAGCAGCGGCCCGUCAUUCCCCAUCACGAAUUACCUGGCGCCAGUGUCUGCCAGCAUCAGCCCCAAUGCCGUCACCAGUGCCAACGGGACAGUGCUGAAGACUACUGGAGCCAGUGCAGUGACAUCUGGGGGCCUCAUGCCGAUACCCACUGGCUUCACCCUCAUGUCAGGUGCUUCCCUUUCUCCGGGGACCCCUACCAUUCCUCUCGCUCAGUUACAGCCGCACUCCCUGGCUUUUUCCAGCCAGCAGGGCCAGGUGCUCACGGGUACGGCUGGACAGCUGCAGCAGGCACAACAGACAGUCUUCCGCUUCCCUGCCAGAGCUGGAGGGCAGAUUGUGUCGCUGACAGGUGGUACCAUGGCUCAGCAGGUCCCAGUCCAGGCGAUCCAGGUGCACCAGGCACCGCAGCAAACGUCUCCCUCCAGUGACAGCAGCACUGACCUUACCCAGACCUCUUCCAGUGGAACAGUGACCCUCCCGGCAACCAUCAUGACGUCGUCUGUGCCAACCACUGUGGGUGGCCACAUGAUGUACCCCAGCCCACACGCGGUGAUGUACGCGCCCACAUCUGGCCUUGCGGACGGUGGACUUGCGGUCCUCAAUGCUUUCUCACAGGCGCCCUCAGCGAUGCAGGUGUCCCACGGCCAGGUCCAGGAUCAGGGUGGCGUCCCCCAAGUGUUCCUGACAGCCCCAUCAGGCACCGUUCAGAUCCCAGUCUCGGCUGUCCAGCUUCACCAGAUGGCUGUCAUCGGGCAGCAGAGCAGCAGUGGCAGCAGCCUGACGGAGCUGCAGGUGGUCAACUUGGACACCUCACACAGCGCCAAGAGUGACUGAGAGGCCUCUGCUGCUGGCCUUGCGCUGUCCCUGGCUUGCCACGCCGGUGCCGGGGCUGGCGGCAAUUCCUUCUCGUACAGACUGCACCAGUUAUUUAUUGUUGCCUUUUCACGUUUCCUUCAUCCACACAUGCACACACACACACACACACGCACCCACCCACCCACACACACAGGCAUGCGCGUGGGGCUGCAGGACCCCCCCCCCCGGGGUGGAGCGGUGCUGGGGCCGUGCAGGGCUUGGGGGCGUUUGGAUGCUGCGAUAGCUGUGCUUGUCUUCACGCCAGCCAAAGAAACUUGUCUCUUUGAGGGGAAGAUUGUUCUGCGCUGUAAAUAAAUACUGCGGGCCAUUCCCAGCGGGAGGCUCUGGCUCCUUCUGGGCGCUCUGAGUCACCUUGCCCAUGAGUUUUUUCGCUCCGCGUGGGGCUCAGCUCGGACCCAGAGCCGUCCUGCCGGCGCAGCUCGGAGCGGAGCAAGCCGAGGCUGUGCUGCUUGGCCUCAGCAAUGUGCCUUUGUCGGGGUGACAGAUCCUGGCUGCAGCAACUCACCCUGGGCUCCGGACAGGGGAGAGCCGGACGGCUUGGACGUGCGUCUCCGGUUGGGUCUGCGCGCCCUUCCCUCUGCGGCACGUCGCCCUGUCCUCCUCGUAUGCACUACAGCGAGCCUUCUGCCCUCAGUGCCAGGAUCUCCAGGAGCACAACGAUGCCCCAGAGAGCUCCUGGUGGUGGUGGUGGUGGUGGUGGUGGUGGGCUCUGUGGCCGCCCCAGCCCCACACUCUCCUCUCAGCCCUCGCACUGCUUGCGGACUCCGUACACCCAGGGGAACGUGGCCGGGUCUUUCCCGCAUCCCCCUGCAGCUCCGGCCAGCGCUUUUUUUUUUUUUUUUUUUUUUUUAAAUUUCUGUGUCUGAUGCAAGGUGGAGAAACAACUCAAGUGUCAAAGGGAAGAGCCCACAGGGCGCUGAGCUGCCGGGCAGGUGGCAGGUUCUUUUUCUGAGCACCAGGGUGACCUGCAGGCCGUCCUGGGCUGUGGAGGAGCCGCUGUGAUGCCUCUGCAAGCUCAGCAAGGCCAGGGGAGAAGGGCUGGAGCGUGCUUGGUCCUGCAUGGGAGUUGCUGUGAAUGGCUCUGCUACCUAGCCCUGUCCCUGGAGGGAGAGUGAGCGAGAGAAGCUGCUGAAUCCUUAGAGGAAGAAGCAGCUACUGUAACUUUUUUUUUUUUUUUUUUUUAAUUUUUAAGUUAAAGACAAAAGAAGCCUUGGAGAAAAAAAAAAAAAAAAAAAAAAAAAAAAAAAAAAGAAAAUGACUUUAUUUUUCUAAGUGUUAAACUCAGUAUUUAUGUAAUUCUUUAAGGAAUAAAAGUUUGGCUCCUGUACAGUUUUCAUGGGGUUUGUACCAGGGGGAUGGGAGAGGGGUGGGUGGGCAUGGAGGCAGGAAAGGGGCCUUGCUUUUGAGUUUGUAUUGUAACCUUGGACAUGUUCCCUCAGCAUUAGCGUUUAAGCUGUGCUCUCCACCCACCAGCAUGUGCCAGGGAUCAAGCUGAACCGAGUGGGAUGCUUGUUUCCCGCUUACCUGUACUGAGGACUCCAUACCUGUCAUUUUGGGCUUAACGGGCAGAAGGCAAGUGAAGCAGUGGCUGGUCUCUAGAAGUGAGAAACCCAUCCCUCAGGAGCAAGGGGCUCACAGUGUGCCUGGGUGCCAGAGAUGGGCUGGGUUUUCUGAUGUCUGCCCGGUUCGCCUCCGGUCCUGGGACCUGCGGCCGUUCUGUGUCGCCGCUCUUGGCGCGGAGCAGUGCUACCUGUGACUGCCGAAGGGAUACGGGCAUCCCCUACUCCUCCUUGGGUGGUGAGGGGCCAGCAGUGGCUUUAUCCCUGCUCGCUGUACGGGUAGCAUCUCCUCAACUUCUAGCUGAUGAUCUUUGGGCUGUAGUUCCCCCUCUACAGCCAUUCCUUAGCGCAUGGAUGCGGACAGGUCCCCUCCAAGCCCCCCUGCCCUGCGCAAAGUGCUCCCAGAGCGCGGCGUUCCAGCCCUCUGUCUGAAGCCUGGGAAGGGCUUGGGGGGGACUGGGGUGGGCUAUCUGGUGAGAGGGAUUACGUGCUGCCUCCCCUUAGUAUCCUCGCUCUAAGAGCGAUGCGUAUCCCGCGGCUCGGAGCGCGCGGGAGUGCCGUGCCAUGCCCCUUUACGAGGUGUGCGAAGGCUGCUCGGUGACGCUUCCAAAACAAGGUUGGGUACCUAGGAGUUCAUCCAGGGAGAAGGAUGGGGUUGGGGUUUGCAUUGCCCUUCGCCCCAGCACAUCACUGUGGCCUGGCUUUGCUCCGCUUUGCUUCUGCUAGCACUGUGGAGCAGAGCUGUUGGGCUGGGAUGGCAGGAAUGCCCCUGCUGCUACAGGGUGUCUGACUGCGUCCCCUCCCUGGCUCCCCAAAGGCAACUGCUGGUUAAACGCUAAUGGUGUAUUUUAUUUAAGUGCAGACUUGUAAGAAGACUUGUGUAUCAGGGAUGAAUUGGCAUUUAUUGUGUGGUGACAUUUUUAGUUCAUUUUACCGGUUUGAGGGUUGUGUGUGUGUGCGUGUGUGUGUGUGUGCGCGCGUGUGUACGCAUAAGUGUGUGUGGGAUUUUUUUUUUUUUUUUUCCCCCCCCUCCAGUUUCCAGGGUUGUGUUUCUGGAAGGAUGUGGAAGUAAUCACAGUACUAUGUACAGAGCUUUCUUUUGUAUUAAAAAAAAUUACUCUUUCAAUAAAUGUUAUCAUUUUGUGCACA
This is a messenger RNA of Aquila chrysaetos chrysaetos, 4592 nucleotides long. It is a transcript of the gene SRF, whose product is annotated as serum response factor. The record is from RefSeq and is a predicted model, not a curated record. The transcript is spliced from 8 exons. Gene Ontology annotation, molecular function: DNA-binding transcription factor activity, RNA polymerase II-specific; protein dimerization activity; serum response element binding. NCBI's taxonomy places the organism in Eukaryota, Metazoa, Chordata, Aves, Accipitriformes, Accipitridae. Gene Ontology annotation, biological process: positive regulation of transcription by RNA polymerase II. The coding region runs from base 130 to 1842 and encodes 570 amino acids.